GAAUCUUUUCUUAUGGAAUAGGGCAAAGGCCAACUAGAAAGAAAACAAUUCACUCAUUUAUGCCUUACUUACUAACGUCUAACAGUAACUGAUAAAUCUACAUCGCAACAGCCCCAAAUGGCUCCUAAACUCAAAUUGAUCUACUUCAAUGCCCGUGGCAGAGCUGAAGUCUCAAGAUUACUUUUGGCCUUGGGUGGUCAAGAAUACGAAGAUGUGAGAAUUCCAAUAGAAAAUUGGCCUGAAGAAAAACCCAAAACUGUCUUUGGUCAAGUGCCAAUGCUGGAAGUUGAUGGUGUGCGAUAUGCUCAGAGUGUAGCUAUUGAAGCCUACUUAGCCAGAGAAUUAAAUUUAUAUGGUGAGUCAAAUUUAGACCAGCUGAAGAUAGAUCAAGUUGUUCAACUUAAUCAGGACUACAGAGCUAAAGCAGUGACUGGACUUAAAGAGACUGAUGAAGCACGAAAGGCUGAGCUGAUAAAGAAAGUGAAAGAGGUGGAGUCGCCCUUGUAUCUGGGAUUCCUUGAGAAACUCUUGAAAGAGAAUGGCACUGGUUAUUUUGUUGGAUCAUCACUUUCAUAUGCAGACAUAAGCACAUACGACAAUAUUUACGCUUUCUCCGUCCGAGGUCCAUUACUCAGCAGACCUGGGGAUGACUACCCUCUUCUGAAAGAACUCUUCAACAAUGUUGAAAAUAAUGAGCGCAUCAAAGCCUACCUGGCCAACCGCAAGCAAACAGAUAUUUACCCACAACAACAAAACACCAACAUGAAGCUAAUAUAUUUUGAUGCUAGAGGACGUGCUGAGAUUUCCCGCCUUCUGUUGGCGGCCGCGGGAAAAGAAUACGAAGACGUCAGACUACCCCGUGAUCAAUGGACGGCAGAAAAGCCAAAUACCCCUUUUGGCCAACUCCCAGUUCUUGAAGUAAAAGGCAAAAGAUUUGGCCAGAGUUUGGCCAUUGCGAUGUUUCUAGCCCGAAAGCUUGGAUUCUAUGGGAAAGACGAGCUGGAUGGGCUAGCCGUUGACCAAGUGGUGCAGUUGUCCAUUGAUUUCGGCUCAGCUCUGGGAAGGAACCGUCGAGAGAAGGACGAGGCCAAAAAGGCUGAACUCCUGAAACAAACCAAAGAGGUGGACGUGCCGAAAUUCGUCACCUUCUACGAGAAAAUUUUGAGAGAGAAUGGAACAGGAUAUUUUGUUGGUGAUUCACUUACACUUGCCGACAUAGUGGUGUUUGACCAAAUGGAAGCCCUAGUACAGCGAGGAAUGCUAAAUAUAGAACAGUACCCUCUAGUUCAGACUUGGAUCGAAAAAGUAAAAAGUAACGAAAAACUUCGAGCCUAUUUGGAAAGCAGAAAACCAUCUGAGCAUUAGAUGUAUUUAAUAUUUGUUUAACGAUGUUUGACGGAAUGUGAGGCUGCCUUGAAGUACAAUAUACAUUCCAUAAAACUGCUUUAACAGUAUUUUUUACAAAUCGUUGUGAAGGUUACAAAUUUGUAUUG
Molecule: messenger RNA, 1493 nt
Organism: Physella acuta
Lineage: Eukaryota; Metazoa; Mollusca; Gastropoda; Physidae
Biological process (GO): glutathione metabolic process
Molecular function (GO): glutathione transferase activity
Source: RefSeq, a predicted model, not a curated record